GUAUUUAAAUACAAUCUUACGAAAUCAUAUGUUUCACAAUGCAUAGAUUGUGUUCUAAUAAGUGUCAAUGGCAUAAAUAGAGCAUGUGAAUUGUUCAUCGUUUGUGUCACACAACAUACCGAAACACACAACCGCAGUUUUUAUAGGACAUUUUUUUAUUUAUAAUAAAAUGAUAUCAUAAGCAGUUUAUUGUGACAUUUUUAUUUAUAUAAAAUAUUCGAAUUUCGGAAUUGACAGCUUUAACAAAACAGUGUGAUGGACAAUAUUCGAAAAGAUAUCGAUUUAUAUCGUGACACAGCCUUAAGAUACUGCGGCUAUGCAAAUGAGGUGGGAGAAGCACUAAGGCCAUUGAUUCCUAAAAAAGUGGUUCAUUUGAGCUAUGGCGUUGCUGUAGCUUAUGUAAUUGGUGACUGCAUCGAUAAAACUGGAAAAACGUACAAGAAACCAAAAAUAUUGGGUGGUCAACAAAUUACUGAAGCGGCCAAAACUUGCGGCGAUGUAUUUCUCUGGCAGAUGCUUGCUUCUGUCAUAAUUCCCGGAUUUGUUAUUAAUCGUGUAACAUGGGGUACAGGGUACCUCAUGAAACGAAAUAAAAAGCUGCCCAGCAUUGCACGCAAAUGGUUACCAACCAUUGUUGGCCUUGCGGCCAUUCCCCUCAUCAUUCGGCCAAUCGAUAACGCGGUUGACCAUGCAAUGGACAGAACCUAUCGCAAAUACGUGUAAAAUGUUCAAGAUCAAAUGAAAUAUUGGUGCUCAAAUACAAUUUAAUUCCUUUGAAA
Contarinia nasturtii (swede midge) is the source of this 779-nucleotide messenger RNA. Its product is annotated as mitochondrial fission process protein 1. The transcript is spliced from 3 exons. NCBI's taxonomy places the organism in Eukaryota, Metazoa, Arthropoda, Insecta, Diptera, Cecidomyiidae. Bases 256 to 723 code for a protein of 155 amino acids. Gene Ontology annotation, cellular component: mitochondrion. Gene Ontology annotation, biological process: mitochondrial fission. The record is from RefSeq and is a predicted model, not a curated record.